Messenger RNA from Closterium sp. NIES-67, 2836 nucleotides. The record is from the annotation of a GenBank genome assembly. NCBI's taxonomy places the organism in Eukaryota, Viridiplantae, Streptophyta, Zygnematophyceae, Desmidiales, Closteriaceae.
CAUGUAUGGUUUGACUGUGUGUGAAAGAAUUUGUGCGUGGUGUGUUCUGGAGUUUGGGAAUGUGUUCUGUGUUAUUUUGUUUGAGCAGGUAUUUGUGAUGAUAGAUCUUGAGAAGAUCUUUCCGACGCAACAAGAAUCUCUUCAAUUGGAGCAAGAACGCGAAAGCUAUGAAGAUUCAAAGUUCUUGAGCUUGCGUUACAAUUGCGGCGGUUACAAAGUGAAGUUGUGGGGUGACUCACAAUGGAGUUGGGACCUUUGGGGUUGGGGAAAUUCGUCACUCUACUGUAACAGCUGCAAAUAGGUUGGGAACAACCAAGCUAGGUUGGCAAGGGUGGCCAACUUGGAUGGAUUGGUUGGGAAGGGACAAAGGUCAAAGUUGAGGUUCCUAUAGGGAGGGAAUCUUUGUGCUUAUGGGGUUUCCUUGGUUGGGGACUCUCUUGGGACCUUCCCUCUCAUCCCUCUCUUCCUAUCCCAACCUUUCUCUUGCUCCUUCCAAUUCCUUGGGAAACUCUGCCGAAAUUUCGUGGACGCCGAUACUUGUGAAAAUAUCGAGGGAGCUGAGUGUGGACAGCAAAGGGGAGCUGAAACUCGUCAUUUCUCAAGGAGAAGAUGAAUGAGAGAGGAGGAGAUGCUAAUGGAAGAGGAGCUGUAGCUGAGAAGACAAGUGAGCCGCCGCCAUCAAAAGUUGAAGCUUUGGAUGGCUCCAACUAUGAGGAAUGGAGCGGGCGCAUGAGGAGUGCCUUCAAACGCUACAAGCUACUGAAGAUUGCUGUUAAGGGAGCCAAUGGGGAACUUGUGGGGCUUGGGAAUGUUCUGCUGGUUGAAGGUCUGUCUGCUAACCUUCUCUCUGUGCGGCGACUGCAGAAGAGCAAGGCCGAAGUGACCUUUGGACCAACCAGCUGCCGUGCUAAGCUUGGGAAGAAGAAGUUGGUGAAGGAUGGGAGCCUGAAGGGCUUGGAGGUGAAAGGGGGAGUGAAGGAGAUUGGGAGCUGCCCUAUAUGCUUGGAGACCAAGUUCUCCAAGUUCCCCUUCAACAGCACUACAGGACCAGCCAAGACCCCACUUGCACUUGUGCACAUGGAUGUGGUGGGGCCCACAAGAGCCCCUUCCCUCUCAGGCAGCCGCUAUUUCUUGACAAUUGUAGAUGACCACACUCGGGCAGUGUGGGUUUACCCUUUGAAGAGCAAGGGGGAGGUGGCAGCGGCUGUCCUUAAGGAGUGGAUGCCGAGAGCUCAGAGGGAAUGCGGACACAAGGUCGCCCUUGUGAAGAACAGGGUGCUGGCUACAGUUGGGGAUAAGGAGUGGAUCCCAUAUGCCAAGUGGUAUGGGAGUGCUCCAGCGGUUAACAUGCUGAGGGCAUUUGGGUGCAUGGUGGUGUUUCAUGUGCCCAAGGAGAAAAGGGGGAAGUUGGAGGCUUCUGGAAGAUGGGGAACAACACUGAGGGUGCUGUUAGCGAUAGCUGCACUCCUGGGAUGGAAGAUACGGCAGAUGGAUAUUGUGACUGCCUUUCUGAAUGGGAUCAUUAUGGAGGAGGUGUACAUGAAGCAGCCAGAGGGGCUGGAUGACGGGAGCGGCAGGGAGAAGGACGAAAUCCUCAUGCUCUUGGUGUAUGUGGAUGAUAUCCUUCUCUUUUCUGCAUCAACUGCUUUGCUGGACAGCGCAGAGCAGAUGCUGGAGAUGCAGUUCAAGUGCUCCAAGAUGGGUGAGGUGAAGUACUACCUGGGGAUGCAUGUGGAGAGAGAUGUGGAGAAGGGUGUGCUGAGGUUGCACCAGAGGAAGUACUGUGAGGGGCUGGCUGAAAAGUAUGGGCUGCAAGAUGGGGGAAAGCCAGCAACACCACUACCUUCGGGGUGUACUAAGGAGCCGACGGUGAUCUUCUGUGACAAUGAGUCUGCUGUGAAGCUCGCCAAGAAUGCUUGUCUGCAUGGGCUUACAAAACACAUAAGGCCUAAGUGGCACUGGGUGAGGAGACUCCUUGAUAAGGAGGUGCGGCUGGAGAUCGUGAAAACCCAUCAGCAGGCAGCAGAUAUUUUCACUAAGCGUUUGGCGGAGGCGGAUCAUUGGAAGGGCAUGAAGCUUGCUGGGAUGAGUGUGCAUUGAGUAUGCAUGCUUGAGAUGUGGCAUGAUGGAUGAUGGUUGGCAGCCAGAGGGGGAGAUUGUUGUGUGAUGUCAUCAUAUGCUAUCACAUUCUGUCUGCCUCCCAUCCCUCGUUUCAAUUCGCAUGUAUGGUUUGACUGUGUGUGAAAGAAUUUGUGCGUGGUGUGUUCUGGAGUUUGGGAAUGUGUUCUGUGUUAUUUUGUUUGAGCAGGUAUUUGUGAUGAUAGAUCUUGAGAAGAUCUUUCCGACGCAACAAGAAUCUCUUCAAUUGGAGCAAGAACGCGAAAGCUAUGAAGAUUCAAAGUUCUUGAGCUUGCGUUACAAUUGCGGCGGUUACAAAGUGAAGUUGUGGGGUGACUCACAAUGGAGUUGGGACCUUUGGGGUUGGGGAAAUUCGUCACUCUACUGUAAAAGCUGCAAAUAGGUUGGGAACAACCAAGCUAGGUUGGCAAGGGUGACCAACUUGGAUGGAUUGGUUGGGAAGGGACAAAGGUCAAAGUUGAGGUUCCUAUAGGGAGGGAAUCUUUGUGCUUAUGGGGUUUCCUUGGUUGGGGACUCUCUUGGGACCUUCCCUCUCAUCCCUCUCUUCCUAUCCCAACCUUUCUCUUGCUCCUUCCAAUUCCUUGUGAGAUUCUUGAAUUUUGAUUGAACUCUUGAGAUUGAGUUAAGUUCUCCUCCUACAGCUUACCCCCUAGUGCGUCAAAAGCCAUAGCGUCGCGAAUAAUUCAUCAAUCAACAU